Aspergillus niger is the source of this 1248-nucleotide messenger RNA. RefSeq lists its product as uncharacterized. The transcript is spliced from 2 exons. Bases 1 to 1248 code for a protein of 415 amino acids. NCBI's taxonomy places the organism in Eukaryota, Fungi, Ascomycota, Eurotiomycetes, Eurotiales, Aspergillaceae. Gene Ontology annotation, molecular function: ATP binding; ATP hydrolysis activity. The record is from RefSeq and is a predicted model, not a curated record. Gene Ontology annotation, cellular component: mitochondrial outer membrane.
AUGGCUUCAGCGCGCGGUCCCCGAUGGCAGCAGUUCUUGCAGGAAUUGGUGAUGGUUGCGGGCACCUCGGCAUCUGCAUACUUCCUCAUUCGCUAUCUCCUAUCCCGCCUUGACUUCGACCCGGAGUCUCAAAAGAAAGAAGAACAAAAACGCAAGUCGGCCGCCAUCCUACGGAAGCUCGAUGGAGGAGACGAGUCAGAUGAGGACUCACCGCGUCGCGGGGGUAAAGGCGGGCGCCGGCCAAAGAGAGGAGAUCUUGUCCUCAAUCAAUAUGAACAGGCUAUUGCUAUGGACGUAGUCGCUCCCGACGACAUCCCGGUGUCAUUCGAAGACAUUGGAGGUUUGGACGAUAUCAUCGAGGAGCUGAAGGAGUCUGUCAUCUAUCCUCUCACAAUGCCCCAUCUCUACGCUUCGACGUCAUCGCUUCUUACUGCUCCAUCCGGUGUCCUUCUAUACGGGCCGCCUGGAUGCGGUAAGACCAUGCUUGCUAAGGCGCUCGCCCAUGAGAGCGGGGCAUGUUUCAUCAACCUUCACAUCUCUACCCUGACUGAGAAAUGGUACGGUGAUUCCAACAAACUGGUCAAUGCUGUGUUCUCGCUUGCCAGGAAGUUGCAGCCCUCGAUUGUUUUCAUCGAUGAGAUUGAUGCAGUGCUGGGAACCCGACGGAGCGGCGAGCACGAGGCCAGCGGCAUGGUCAAAGCCGAGUUUAUGACUCACUGGGACGGUCUUACUUCAGCUAACUCGAUGGGCGAGCCGCAGCGAGUGGUCGUUCUGGGUGCCACUAAUCGCAUAGGCGAUAUCGACGAGGCUAUCCUCCGCCGCAUGCCGAAGAAGUUUCCUGUCGCACUACCUCCUGCAGCACAGCGGCUUCGAAUCCUCAGCCUGAUCCUGAAAGAUACCAAGGUUGACCGGGACAACUUUGACCUCGAUUACUUGGUGAAAGGCAUGGCGGGUAUGUCGGGAAGCGAUAUCAAGGAGGCUUGCCGGGAUGCGGCCAUGGUACCGGUGCGCGAACUCAUCCGCCAGAAAAAGGCAGCUGGGCAACAAAUGACAGCUGUUGAUCCCAAAGAAGUCCGGGGGCUGCGUACGGAAGACUUCUUCUCGCGCGCCGGCGGUGUCCGGGUCAUUCCCCCGCCUGCCCAGCUGUCGAACAAAGCCAAUUCUGAGAAGGAAUGGAGUACUGAAUCGGAGGCGGCAUCUGAAGCUGAAGCACGAACACCCGCGGAGAUGGCCGAACCUCCUGAGUAG